Plasmodium adleri (nom. inval.) is the source of this 4245-nucleotide messenger RNA. RefSeq names its product RAP protein, putative. The transcript has a single exon. The coding region runs from base 1 to 4245 and encodes 1414 amino acids. The record is from RefSeq and is a predicted model, not a curated record. NCBI's taxonomy places the organism in Eukaryota, Apicomplexa, Aconoidasida, Haemosporida, Plasmodiidae.
AUGAAACGAUAUAAGAUAUUGAUAAAGAAUGUAAAUACUUUUAAAUGGAAGUCGUACGACGUGAAAAGAAUUUCAUCGACCUUAUUGAGUUCAAAGAAAAGCAAACCAUUUAAUAUUGAUUAUAUAGAAAAGGUGAAAAGAAAAAAUGGCUUAAAAGUUGGUUGUAAUAAGGUAUUUUUAAAAAAUAAAUAUAAUGGUGAGAAAUAUGAAAGAGAUAAGAAUAUAACUAAAUGGUGUGAGAAAUUAAAUGAAUAUGCUAAAAAUAAAGAAUAUGAUAUUUAUGAAAAUGAUUUAAAUUCGUGUUCAUCUAUAGCUGAGAAUUCUAUAGAAAUUUCUCAGUUGAUUAAUGUAAUUAGUAAGAACAAAAUUGUGAAUAAUAAUAUAAUGUUGAUUUAUAUAAAAUUAAUUGAUAAAUGUUUAAAAAUAUUUAGUAACAUUCCUGUGAGAAGUAUAAGUUUAAUUCUGAAUAGUAUGGUUAAAUUAAAUUAUUAUCAUACUAAUUUUAUUGAUUUGUUUUUUAAAAAUAUAAACCAUAUAAUAGAUAAAAGUAAUCCAAUUGAUCUGAGCCUUUUAUAUCAUUUUUACGUGAACUGUUCAGGUGAUUAUUUUGAAUAUAUAAAUGAUAAUAAAAAUGAUAUAUAUUUAAAUUUGUUUUUAAAUAAAAUACUCAGUGAUAUAUCGCUUUUACAAAUACAAGCAAUUUCUUGUAUUUUAAGAUGUAAUAAAAAAAUAAUAAAAAGAAGAAAUUGGGAAGAUGCAUAUUUUAAAAAUGAUGGUGUCUUGGAAGAAAACUACCUGAACGUUCAGGUAAAUGAAAAAAAUAAAAGGAAUGAUUAUAUUAAAGUAUAUGAAGAGAAAGAAAUAGAAAAGAAAAGGAUAAACGAAAGUGGAUAUAAAAGAAGUAUAAAUGAUGAUGAUGAUGAUGAAAUAUAUUAUAAUAGAUUAUCUAUUAAGAAGGAAAAAAGUGAAAAGUUGGAGAAUAAUAUAAAUUUUUUACAAUGUGAUAAUAUAGAAUUAAUAAAAAAAGUAAAUAAGAUAUUAAAAGAGCAUGUGUAUUUUAAGAUAUCAUCUGGUAAUAUUCAACAAUUGUGUAAUAUUUUAGAAGAUUUAGAAUAUUUUAAUUUAAUUGAUGAUGAUUAUAAUUUUUAUUAUGACAUUUUAAAUAUAUUGAAAAGUCGAUGUAAUUUAUCUGAAUUAAAGAAUAUUGAUUAUAUAAAUAUAUUAAAUAUAAUAAAAACUCGAAAUAUGAAAUAUAAUAAUUUUCUUCCUAUAUCGAAUUUUUCAUUUUUAUUUGAAAAAAUAAAAGAUUUAAAUUUUGAUUUCUUUACAUGUGAUCAUUUAUGUGAGUUAAUAAAAAUAUUAUGUUAUUUUAAAAAAUGUUAUCAUUUAAAUAUGUGUAUAAAUAAAUUAGAGGCUUGUUUAGAAAAAAAAAAUUUGAAUGAAAUAUAUUCAACAUCAACAAUGAUAUAUUUAUUAUAUGAUUUUUCUCAUAUAAAUAGAAAUGAUAUGAUUAUACAUUCAUUAUGUAAAAAAAUAUAUAUAUCAAUAAUUAACAAAAUAAAUAACAGUUUGGAAGAUGAAAAAGUAAAUGAUUUAAAAUAUGUAGAGACUGAAAAAAAUAUCAACAUAAAUAAUAAGAACUAUAUGUAUAAAACUCAAUUUAACAUAUGUUUAAAAGAAUAUAUAUUAUUAGUAAAAUCAUUGGAUAAAUUAUUAGAUAAAAAAAUAAUAACACCUAUAUGUAUAGAUGAGAAAAAACUGAAUUCGAUUUUUUUUGAUAUUACAAAUAAAAUAAGUGAUGAUCCAUCACCAAUUUCUUUUAAGCGUAGAUAUAAAAAUGAUGACUAUUAUGAUUAUGAAAUGUGUUUAUAUUUAUAUCAAAUAUUAUUAUUGGGUAAAUUAAAAUCUAGAAACUAUGUUCUUUUUUUAAGUUGUUUAAAUAACGUUUUGGCUUUAUCAAUUCAUUUUAAUAUAAAAAAUGUGGUCUUAUGUUUGAAAAUAUUAUAUCAUUGUACACAUUUUAUAACAAAAGAUAGAUAUUUAAUAUUUGAAAAUACCUUAAAUUAUUUUUCACAUUUGAUAUUAUCUAAUGAUUUUAAUGUUUUGGAAAGAGAAAAAACCAUGAUGAAUAAUAUAAAAAAUAAUUUUAUAAAAAUUAAUAAAAAUAAUAUGAAUUAUGUAGAAGAAGAUCAUAAUGACAAUAUAGAUAUUUUAAAUAAUCUAUAUAACAACAUAAAUAGAAUAAUUGAUAAUAAUAAUAAAUAUUAUAUGUAUAUAAAUAAAAAUAAGGAGAAUCAUUAUCUUAAUGAUAAUAUUAUGACUAAAAAUAAUAAUAACGAAAUAGCUACAAUAUAUUCUAAUUUUAAUUAUACAAAGAUAACUUGUAUAGAUUGUUGUAAUAUUUUAUAUUAUUUAAAAAAAAUGAAUUAUGUAAAUAAGGAUUUAAUAAAUAUAAUAUUAAAAAAUGUAUACAUAAAUAUAAGUAGUUUAAAAAAGCAAAAAUAUAUACUUCGAAUGAUUAAUGGGUUAAGUAUUAUAAAAAAUAUAGACAAAGAAUUUAAGGAUUUUAAUUGUAUUAUUAAAAAAAUUAUGUUUCACUUUUUUUCUAUUCAGCAAGAAUAUAAUAAUAAUAAUAUGAGUGAAUCUGUAAAAUUAGAAGAAAGUAUUAAAUUAUUUUAUUUAUUAAGUAAAUUGGAUAUGAGUAAGAAAUAUAAAAAUGAUUUGAUAACAAAAUAUAUAUUGUUACCUUUGGAAAAUAUAUUAGAAAAGAAGAAAACGACUAUUAAUAAUAUUAUAUUAUUAUUAUAUGGGUUAAAAAAUAUGUAUCCAUAUAGAUACAUAAGUUUGAUAUCAUACGUCUUACAUUAUAUAGAUGAUUAUCAGACAAGAAUGUAUAAUAUUAAUGGUGAUAAUAUUAAUGGUGAUAAUAUUAAUAGUGAUAAUAUUAAUAGUGAUAAUAUUAACAGUGAUAAUAUUAAUGGUGAUAAUAUUAACAGUGAUAAUAUUAAUAAUUAUCAUAAUAAUAAAGAUGAUGCAUUAUAUUCUUUGCCCUUUUUAAAAGCCUAUUUUUCAUCUAUACCACAUUUUAUAAAUAGUUGGAUAGAUAAUAGAUGGAGUAAAAUAAACCAAGUAUAUAUUCGUACUAGCCAAAAAUUGUUUCAAAACUUUUAUGAACAAAUAUUUUUAGAAAAAAAAAUGAAAAAUGAAGAUAUGAUUUGUAUGUUAAUAGAUUAUAUAAAUUUAUCUUUACCUUAUAUGGAAAAAUAUCUUGAUGUAAUUCAUUACAUUAUAGAUAUGCACAAGGUGUUGAUAAAUAAAGAUGAAUUUAUAACCUUUUUAUUAAGUUGGAAGAUAUAUAUAUAUAAUAAUAAUAAUGAUAAUAUUAGUUAUGAUGAAAAACAGAAAUUAGGAUAUAAGAUUGAGGAGUGUUUAAAUAUAUUAUAUAAGAAUGAUAAGAAUUAUAAUCAUAAUGAUUUUAUAUCAUUAAAUAAUUCUUUAGAGAAGUGUAACAAAAAAAAUGAUGCUCACACGGAUGAUAAUGAUGAUAAUGAAAAUAUUUGCAUAAAUAAAAAAUCAGUAUACGAUUUUAGUUUCAAUAAAAAGAAAAUAAUUUUUCUAGAUACAGAUGAAGAUAAUGAAAAAGAUAUUAUAUGUAAAGAAUAUAAUUAUAUCGAUAUAAAUAAAUUAUAUGAAAAUAAGUUCAACAAGAAAAUAAAUAAUAAUAUAAAUGAAAAGAAGAAAUUACAAUUAUGUAUACAAAAAGAAGACAAUGAAAAAAAUAAAACAUUUAAAAAUAAUAACAAAAAUAAAAACAUUUUAAACGAAUUUGAAAUAAUUUUAAAUAAAUAUUCAUAUUGUCAAAAUAAUCAAAAUGAUAAAAUUGAAAUUUUAAAAAAUGUAAAACUUUAUUCCUUUCAUAUAAAUUUUUUGGAUAAAAAAAAAAAAAUUAUAUUUGAAUUUUUAGAUGAAGAUGCUUAUUUUAAGGAACCUGAUAAUUCAUCUAUAGAUUUAUUACCAUCUGUUAAUUUAAAAUUAACAUUAUUAAAAAAAUUAAAUUUUAAAAUAAUCACAAUACCAUUUUAUGAAUGGAAUAAAUGUUAUGGACGCUUAGAAAAAGUGAAAUCCAUUUAUCAAAAAUUAUUAAACGUUACAAAUCCUCAAAAUGUAGAGGAGCAAUAUCAAAAUUAUAAGAGUGACGAUAUAUUUUCUUCUAUAGGACGUUAUGAAAUAACUAAAAAGAAAUAA